This is a messenger RNA of Paraglomus brasilianum, 642 nucleotides long. NCBI's taxonomy places the organism in Eukaryota, Fungi, Glomeromycota, Glomeromycetes, Paraglomerales, Paraglomeraceae. The record is from the annotation of a GenBank genome assembly.
AUGACCCCCAACGAAAAUCCGCAACCAAAGACGCGAAUAAAAUUUGAAAAACUGGUUGAGAGAAAUAGGAAAGAGAAAACUAUUCAGGAAGAAAUCGACGAGGCAUACCAAGCCUGGUGUAUUGCCGCGGAUAAAGACGCAGACCUUAAAUGUACUGCAGUACAAAACGAUGAACCACUCCAAGGGAAAUUACUUUUAGAGCCCGCAACAAAGCUUUCAAAUAAACCACCUUCGCUUUGGAAUGAAGACGAUGUUAUGCCAAUCGCAAAACUUAUCUCCGGUCGAAUUGCUAUCGAUGGAACAGGGGAUAACAGCGAGGGAGCUUGGGCCUUUGCUAUGAUAAGCCAUGAAUUCAAUCUAUUUUUAGAUAAGCACGAUGAGAUACGCGGAUUAAUUGAUCCAACCUACGUUGUAGCCGAUGUUGGUGGGCAAAAUUUGCCCAACUUUCAACUUAACCGCUACCCACCACCAGGUAGUCCGAUUAAUGCAUUGACACAAUAUUCAGAUUCAAAAUAUAUAUGGGCUUUCAACGGUGCUGGGGGAAUUAAUCGAGCACAGCAUUUAGUUGGCUGGAUCCAAGCUUUGGUUCCUGGGAUUAGAUUAUUCGUAUUCAGCACUAAUUCUCCUGCACAAUAUUUUUAA